Aspergillus clavatus NRRL 1 is the source of this 1137-nucleotide messenger RNA. Its product is annotated as acyl-CoA thioesterase. The transcript is spliced from 3 exons. Gene Ontology annotation, biological process: fatty acid catabolic process; acyl-CoA metabolic process. The record is from RefSeq and is a predicted model, not a curated record. The coding region runs from base 1 to 1137 and encodes 378 amino acids. NCBI's taxonomy places the organism in Eukaryota, Fungi, Ascomycota, Eurotiomycetes, Eurotiales, Aspergillaceae. Gene Ontology annotation, cellular component: peroxisomal matrix. Gene Ontology annotation, molecular function: fatty acyl-CoA hydrolase activity.
AUGGCGAAACGAGUGACUCUGUUCGACCCUCCAGCGCUGGAUGGGUCCAAGGCGCCAAUCGAGAAUGUCUUGGAACUGACGCCAGUUGUUGACAUUGGGCCGGACGUCUUCACCAACACUCGCCCCCUAUGGCACCCCCCAGGCGCACGAGGCAUCUACGGGGGCGCCGCAAUCGCCCAGUCCCUCUCGGCCGCCAUGCGCACGGUGCCGACCGAUUUCGCCGUCCACAGCAUGCACUGCUACUUCGUGCUGGCGGGGGAUUCCGAGAUCCCGAUUCUGUAUCAUGUCGAGCGGGUGCGCGACGGGCGCAGCUUCAUCACCCGGACGGUGCAGGCGCGGCAGCGCGGCCGGCCCAUCUUUACGACCACCCUGAGCUUCAGCAAGGCGAACAGCGGCGGGAAGAAGAAGCUGGAGCACGCGACGCACAAGCCUGAUCUGGCCGAGCCGGUUGACGGCACCCGGGUGUCGCUGGAGGAUAGCCAGGGUCCGUUUGAGACGCACCGGGCGGGGACGGUGAACCGCGACUCGCCCAACCCAGAAGACAAACGGGUGCGACGGUUCGCGCGGGCGCGCGGGCGCAUCUCCGACGCCGGCGGGCACCAGGCGCACCUCUCGGCGCUGGCGUACAUCACGGACAGCUACUUCAUCGGGACGGUGGCGCGGGUGCAGAACAUCCCGCGGUUCUCGUCGCCGGCGGAGCUGCGGGCGGCGCUGCAGGCGCUCAAGAACCCGUCCGACCUGGACGACGAGGACAUUGCGCGCGCCAUCACGGAGCUCAAGGAGGAGGAGGCGGCGGAUCUGCGGCGGCGGCUGGAGGGCGCGCUCACCAAGGCCACGGCGGAGACGCAGCAGGCGGACCGGAAGGAGGUCGGCAUGAUGGUCAGCCUCGACCAUACGAUCUACUUCCACAACCCGUGGACGUUCCGGGCCGAUGAGUGGAUGCUCAUGGAGAUGGAGAGCCCGUGGGCUGGGGAGGGCCGCGGGUUGGCGAUUCAGAAGAUCUGGUCGAAGGAUGGGACUUUGAUUGCCACGUGCACGCAGGAGGUAUAUGUUCAUAUCCCGUUCCCGUUCCCUUUCCCCUUCCCCUUGGCCUUCGGAGCGGGGCGGUCCAGAGUAGACUCGGAACAGGUUUUCUAA